GGGGAGGAAAGGAGAGCCGUCCUACACGCAAGGAGUAUGCAGAGUGCAAUUUUUCUGGCUCUCCAGCACAACUGCAACCAAAUGGAGAGAAGCGCCAGCCACUGCCACAGCAAAGAGGAGAAAAAGGGGAAGAUGAAAAAAACGCUCAUGAAAGAUUGGAAAUCAAGAUUGAGUUAUUUCCUGCAGAAUUCUUCUAGUUCUACCAAUGCAAAGGCCAGCAAGAAGGCACAGCAAAAGGCACAUUUCAGACCAUCUCCAGAGGAAGCCCAGCUCUGGUCGGAAGCGUUUGAUGAACUUCUGGCUAGCAAAUAUGGUCUGGCAGCUUUCAGGGCAUUCCUGAAAUCUGAGUUUUGUGAAGAGAACAUCGACUUCUGGCUGGCUUGUGAGGAAUUCAAGAAAAUCAAGUCCCCUCAAAAGCUGACUGCAAAGGCUAAGAAGAUUUACAGUGACUUUAUUGAAAAGGAAGCUCCCAAAGAGAUCAACAUAGACUUUCAAACCAAGAACACUAUUGCCCAGAGCCUCCAAGAGGUAACGCAUACUUGCUUCAGUGCAGCCCAGAAGAGAGUCUACAGUCUGAUGGAGAAUAACUCUUACCCACGGUUCCUGGACUCCGAAUUCUACCAGGAGUUGUGUAAAAAGUCCCCUAUUAGCAGGGAGCCUCAGGGGACCUGAACUCUCAAGUGCAGCAGGAAAGAAAAGAGAAACCAAAGAGCCAUUUUUGCUCAUAGAGGAGGAAGACAUUGCCUUUGCAAGACUUGGUGGACUCUGUAAACUGAAUGUACAGGAGAUGUGCUCAAAUGUAACUUUAAUUUUUCAGUGGAUGGACGUAUUGACUCUGGCAGUCUUCCAACUCUCCGGUAUUGAAGAGGAAAAACAAGCAAAACUGCUGGACAGUUGCUACGGAAAGUUGACUUUCCAUAUAAAAACGGCAUUGGGAAGGAAUGUGUUACGCAGUACCAAGAUGCUGUUGGUUGUCCAACUCCAUGUUAACCUGGAUGAGCUGACACUCGAAGUCAGAUAAGAUCAGCCUCCACUGUCAAAAGUAAACCAGCUCUAGAGUUGCUCUAUACAGAUAGAUCCCUUCUGGGACUUGGAAAAUGCUGUUGAGUAAUUAGCUGCCUUUCUAGUUUUUCUAAACAAUCUCUAAGCUGCCUUACGCAGGUUCUAUUCUCUACAGAUCAUGCAACUGUCCACAAACUGUAGCAGACUUCCAUAUACCCGGUGGACAGACUUUCUGACGUCCCUGCAUAAUUUGAUGCAGAUUGGUAAAGAGGAGAUUGGCUGCCUUAAAAAGCAAAGUAUACUGACCAGAUAAUUAGCUAGGGUCAAAAUUCUGCCUGAGCUGAGAUGCAGCUUGGAGCAGAAUUUGGCCUAGACUUCAAAUGACAGCUGAGUAUUGUGUCGGUGUGUGUGUGUAUAAAUAUAUGUAUAUAAACGUUGGUUGUGUUGUACACUCCUACAAAUGCUGAAAGUACUGACUUAAGAACAGACAAACUUCAGUGAAGUUGUCUUUUUGAACAGAUAAGUUUUAAUAAAUUAUUUUUAUUUUAAUAGAA
This is a messenger RNA of Elgaria multicarinata webbii, 1556 nucleotides long. It is a transcript of the gene RGS2, whose product is annotated as regulator of G protein signaling 2. The record is from RefSeq and is a predicted model, not a curated record. The transcript has 5 exons. Bases 37 to 672 code for a protein of 211 amino acids. Lineage: Eukaryota; Metazoa; Chordata; Lepidosauria; Squamata; Anguidae.